GUCUACAACGGCUUUAUUAGGCGGAUUUUCUAUACAUCACCCGUAUUUCUCUACAGAACUGAGCAUUCUACGCAAACACAAUCGGUCGAAGGCGUUGCUACGUGAAGUAUAAGCUCUUCUUUAUUGUUCUUGUUCAUUUGUGUGUGUGUCUGUGUCUGUGUUUACUGUUGUUGUUUAUUUUGUUUGUUGCAACACACAGCGGAAGCUCUCAAAGUUGUUUUGAGGGUCCACAACUGAAGAGAAAGAGUAGCUCAGGAACCAAGAAGGAUCAUCUCACACUUAGCACGCUCAGAGAGCUGCAGAUCCACUUGACUUGAUCCUCUUUCCCCCUUUCUUUCUCCUUGGGAACUGACUCUGUGCUUUGUGUCUCUCUCAGUAUACCCCCAUAUACAAUGGCAUCAACACACUCGGCGGCUAUGGAAACAGUGUCGUCCUUGAAGUCCACGCCUGAUAUCGAAGUCAACUCGCUGCAGCUGACACAGAGUGAACCUAAGAAAUCACCAAGCGUGUCAACUGUGUUAUCAGUGGAGGCUGCGCUGGUUCCAACAAAGGAAGAGAAACAUCAUCUACCUUCUGUGAAAUUGGAAACAGCUGCGGAUGAAACGAUACAGCAGAUACUGACACAGCAGGUGUCGCCGGAGAAGAACAAGGUGGUACCGUCCAACGUGCCAUCAUCUAUGUCCACGGGAGUGUUUACACACUCGAAUACGGAAGCCAUUGCUACGGUGCCGGCAUCAGGUAUGGCAAAUCAACCAGACUCGAGGAAGGACAGUGCUUCAAGUACAAAUACCAAAGUUAGUGCAUACGCAAGACUGGAGUUUGAGAACUUUAUCUUUUACGUACAGACUCUUCAAGUUGUAUUGGGCCGGAAAUCUGAAAAUGACCAGUCACAUUCUGUCGAUGUUCAUUUGGCAAACUCGAAGGCCAUCUCCAGAAAACAUGCAAAGAUUUUCUACAAUUUUGGUACUGAGCGAUUUGAGUUGUCUAUCCAAGGUAAGAAUGGUGCAUUUGUUGAUGACUCGUUUGUUGAACGCGGUGCUACGGUGCCAUUGACAAACAAGUCAAAAAUCCAAAUUGGACAGAUCGUGUUCAGGUUUGUUCUUCCGGGUGCUACACCAUUGGAGAAGACUGAGAGCCCUUCAAAGCCAAUCAACCCAUCGGAUGCAAUAUCACUCAAGUCUACGCUCUAUACGAACCAGGGGAAUAAUGAUGCAUACGAUCAAAAUGGUGAUGCUUCACCUUUGACAAGUAAGGACUUUGAACCUGUUACCAGUGCUAAGGCUGCUGCUGUCGUUGCCUCCAAUGCUCCAUCCACAACUGAAGUAUCAGCAUCAUCGUCACAUGCUACAGUAACGCAAGCUCAACCAACAGUGAAACAGAAUACAACUGAGUCGGAUAACACAAUGAAGAAGAAGGAAAAGAAACCGUCAAAGCCUCCAAAAGCUCCAAAGAAAGUGUAUACCCUUGAAGAGAUCCCAGAAGAGUAUAGAACGAAACCUAAUUACUCAUACUCAAAUCUCAUUGCCACGUGCUUGAGAACGCAUGGUACACCUAAGGGUAUGUCUCUUGCUGAAAUCUACAGGUCGAUAAGAGACAUUUUCCCAUACUACAAGUACUGUCCAGAUGGCUGGCAAAGUUCUGUUCGUCAUAACCUAUCUUUGAAUAAAGCAUUUAGAAAGGUGUCAAAAGAAGGUAAAGGUUGGCUAUGGGGUCUUGAUGAGGAAUACUGUGCUGAAAAGGAAAGAGCGAAGAAGAAGCAGGCUGCGGCCGCUGAGGCUAAGGCCAAGGCUGCUGCAUUGAAGUUUGAACAACAACAGCAACAGCAGCAGCAGAAGUUACAACAGCGGAAGUCACAGACGGCCCAGAACUCUCAGCAUCCAUCGCAUCAGAAUGUAGUGCAGUUGUCAAACACACAGGGUCAACAGUUGCCGCACUAUCAAUUGCAGAACUUUCAACAGAAUAGCAUCACAACACCAGCUAAGUCUGAGCCUUUGAAGAAUGUUUCUGUUAAUCAACCCAUCACAUCCACUCCCCUACAGCAAGGUCCUCAGACAAGUCCAUUACUUCAGAGACAGUUACCUCAGCAGAUAUCUCAACAAGGAUCUCCGCAGCUGAAAACUCCUAGUAUACAAGCACAGUUGGCUGCAAACCGUGGAAUUCCUUCACAGACUGUACAACGUCCAACGGUGCAGACACAGACCCAACAAAAGUCCAAUAUGUUAGGUGCAGAUACGAAGAAGGCAUUGACACACUUACAACAACAGCUUGUGUUAUUAUCAAGGGACCUGAAAACCCUUGUUGAUAAACCAACGAUAUCGGCCAUCUUAACACAGGCCAUAGCGAUGACUAUUGCCCAGGUUACACAGGCUGCUAAGGCCAAAGGACUCAUGACGGAUCCGUUGGCUACUUUAAUUGAGACAAAUCCACAACAACUGACGAAGAUUUUGACGGUUGCAUUGAAUGCAGCUACGUUUAAAGUUACGAACGGACGAGUGAAGGCACCGAUUGGUAAUGCACCUGGAUCCUCUACACAGAGUCGGGCCAGUACACCAGCUGCUGCUGUUCCUGCGCCUAUAAAGGCACAAGCAAUGCCUACUAAGCUGCGAUCGAAUCCUUCUCCAAGCCCGGUACAUGUAAAGACUGAAGCACAACAAUCUAUAUCGAUGCCUUCAUCUGCCAACCAGAGUCCCCCAACCCAACUACAGCCAACUCAACCAUCGAAGAGCGUAUCGGUUCCACCAGCUGUACAAACGCCGAGAAAUGUCCCUUCAGAUAAUGGUUCAUCUACUGCUGCACCAGUUACACAACACCCACAGUUGAUUCGAGGAAUCUCCUCUGGUGCUACACAGCAGAGUGCGGCCAGCUAUGCCCAACAGGGUCUAACGACGCCAGCAUCACAACCCCCAGUUGCAGGUGCUACGGUUGUUCCUUUGGAGACCAACCCUGCAACAGGAGCACCGCCGUCUAUUCAGCCUUCUAAUUCUGUGAUGCCGCAAUCUGUGCCUCAACAGAGCACAAUAAAGAAGGAUGUGACUCUAGAUGAUAUACACGACCCUGAAUUCGACAAGGUUUUGGAAUCUUUGUCCAAAGAAGCUACUCCAGGGUUGGAUGAAGUUGCCAGCAAGGACGUGAUCGACGACGAUGAGCUGAACAGGCUUCUGGCUACUGACUUUACUGGGUCAAGCUCAGUCAAGAGAAAAAUCGAUGAAGUUGAUUCAGCCGUUAGUAACGACAACAUCAAACUGGUGAAGACGGAAUGA
Messenger RNA from Williopsis jadinii, 3260 nucleotides. RefSeq names its product Fhl1p (gene FHL1). Gene Ontology annotation, biological process: regulation of ribosomal protein gene transcription by RNA polymerase II. The record is from RefSeq and is a predicted model, not a curated record. The transcript has a single exon. Gene Ontology annotation, cellular component: nucleus. Gene Ontology annotation, molecular function: sequence-specific DNA binding; protein binding; DNA-binding transcription factor activity. Bases 393 to 3260 code for a protein of 955 amino acids. NCBI's taxonomy places the organism in Eukaryota, Fungi, Ascomycota, Saccharomycetes, Phaffomycetales, Wickerhamomycetaceae.